AUGUCUGAUCCGCGUACCGAGCUGGAGCACACACUUCGCGAUCUAUCGAUUGGCGAAAAGGGACCGGUGCAGGAUAUCUCACGACCUACGGUGAAAGGCCUUUCUACGGGCUCAGCUACAUCUACCCCAAAGCCAAAGCCAGCAAAGAAAGCUAAAGAGGUCGUCGCGGAUUCCUGGGAAGAUGAGGUUGAUCUCUCGGAUGAGGAGCCUGUUUCUGCAACAUCAUCCUCCCUCCUUUCGCCUACAAUAAGUGCGGAAGGCCCGCUUGAUCCCCCGCCCACACCUAUCUCGCCACAAACUUCACAACCUUGGGGUGCUGCGAGGGCGGGUUCUCCCGCUGGUGGUUGGGAGGGCAGUUCUGGUCCAGCCAAGCGUCCCGAGAAGCAGACUGCCGUUGCUGGAAGGCUGAUUGCUGGUGCACUGGGGAUUCGGGCGCCUAAGCGUACGGAGGAGCAGCGCGCUUAUGAUCGGGCGGUGAAGGAGCAGGAGAUCAAGAGGCGGAAUCGCGAGCGUGAGGAGGCAGCCAAGGCCAAAGAGGAUGAGGAGAAGGUGAAGGCAUCUGUUUGGACAGACUAG
Molecule: messenger RNA, 576 nt
Organism: Penicillium pulvis
Lineage: Eukaryota; Fungi; Ascomycota; Eurotiomycetes; Eurotiales; Aspergillaceae
Exons: 1
Coding region: 1-576 (191 amino acids)
Source: RefSeq, a predicted model, not a curated record